Molecule: messenger RNA, 1323 nt
Organism: Phragmites australis (common reed)
Lineage: Eukaryota; Viridiplantae; Streptophyta; Magnoliopsida; Poales; Poaceae
Product: bidirectional sugar transporter SWEET1a
Exons: 6
Coding region: 361-1137 (258 amino acids)
Biological process (GO): carbohydrate transport
Cellular component (GO): membrane
Molecular function (GO): sugar transmembrane transporter activity
Source: RefSeq, a predicted model, not a curated record
AGAGAUUAGACUGUAAACCUUUUUAUUUACUUCCGCUACAAAGUACAUUAUUCCGAGUUCUUCAGACAGGAGUAAUCAGGAUAAGAACGUAUGGGGCUCUCUCCUCCUACCUCCCAAGAUCGCUCCCCCAACUCCCCUCCUAUAUAUUGCUGCGCCGCUCAAUUCCUGACGCACCGAGCGACACCGAGACACCGCAUUGCAGUGAGAGUCGUCCAGAGCUAGCUAGCUUUUCGGUGUAGUCCUCUGGACCGGGAAGGACACCCUUUCUCUUCCACCUUACUCCAUUUGGUUCCUAGGAGAAGAAAGAUUCAGCUGAGUGACAGCAAGAGGAAUUGAAGAGGAGUACCGGAGUACGCCGAGAUGGAACAUAUAGCGAGGUUCUUCUUUGGAGUUUCAGGUAAUGUCAUUGCGCUCUUCCUCUUCCUGUCGCCUGUCGUCACCUUCUGGAGGAUCAUCAGGAAGCGAUCGACGGAGGACUUCUCCGGCGUGCCCUACAACAUGACGCUGCUCAACUGCCUCCUAUCAGCUUGGUACGGUCUGCCGUUCGUGUCCCCGAACAACAUCCUGGUGACGACGAUCAACGGGACGGGGUCGGUGAUCGAGGCCAUCUAUGUGGUGAUCUUCCUUAUCUUCGCGGAGCGGAGGAUCAGGCUGCGGAUGCUGGGCCUCAUGGGCAUCGUCACCUCCAUCUUCACCACGGUGGUGCUUGUCUCGCUGCUGGCCCUGCACGGCAACGGCCGCAAGAUCUUCUGCGGCCUCGCCGCCACCAUCUUCUCCAUCUGCAUGUACGCCUCGCCGCUCUCCAUCAUGAGGUUGGUGAUCAAGACGAAGAGCGUGGAGUUCAUGCCGUUCCUGCUCUCCUUGUCCGUGUUCCUGUGCGGCACCUCCUGGUUCAUCUACGGCCUCCUCGGCCGCGACCCCUUCAUCGCGAUCCCCAACGGGUGCGGGAGCUUCCUGGGCCUGAUGCAGCUGAUCUUGUACGCCAUCUACCGGAACCACAAGGGCGCCCCCGCGCCAGCCGGCAAGGGAGAUGCCGCCGUCGCGGAGGUGGAGGACGCGAAGAAGGCGGUCGCAGCGGUGGAGCUGGCCGACGCCAAGACCAACAGGGGGGUCGACAAGGUCGCCACCCAGGUGUAGGAUGGACUGAAGCAAAUCAAGGCUUGCUGGGUGGGAGGAGGUGGUUCCAACUUCGAAGCAGCCUAAAUGGGGUUGCCUAGUGAAUUAAUUCUUGGUGAAGCAGAUUGUUUUGCUUUCUUUGCCUUCGCUGUCACUCUGAUAUCUGUCUCUUCCCGACACCGCCCAAAAAUGUUGUAACUGCGUGAA